Molecule: messenger RNA, 2110 nt
Organism: Nothobranchius furzeri (turquoise killifish)
Lineage: Eukaryota; Metazoa; Chordata; Actinopteri; Cyprinodontiformes; Nothobranchiidae
Gene: htra3a
Product: HtrA serine peptidase 3a
Biological process (GO): proteolysis
Cellular component (GO): extracellular region
Molecular function (GO): protein binding; serine-type endopeptidase activity
Source: RefSeq, a predicted model, not a curated record
GUUUUGUGUUUUUCUUUCCACUAGAGGGAGUAACUCCGGCCCGUUUCCUCGGUAGUUUGCGUCAAACCUGAAACAGGAGAAGCCGCGGCAGCGUAAACACCCCGAGGAGCUCAGAGACAUGACCUGUCUCCUUCACUAAAGAUCUGACAUGACUUCAUGAGACCGAACAUGUUUGUGUUCUUGCGCGCUGCUGUGUUUCUCCUCUUUACGCACAGCCUGACCCAAGCCGCGCGCUACGACAAAUGCGCCUCCAGGUGCGACGUGAGCUCGUGCCCGAGCCCGAGCUGCCCCGGCGGCUACGUACCGGACAGAUGCAACUGCUGCCUGGUGUGCGCGCCGCGCGAGGGGGACCCGUGCGGCCGCAAAAAUGACCUGCCGUGCGCCGACGGCCUGGUGUGCAAGCUGCGCCCCGCGGGGAGGCUGCGGGGCUCCAAGCGGGCCUGCCGGUGCAAGCUGGACCACGAGGUGUGCGGGAGCGACGGGAAAACGUACGGUAACGUGUGUAAGAUGAAAGCGGCCAGUCGGAAAGCUGUGGGCAGAGGGAGAGCCGCGGUGAGCCAAGCGCACAAAGGACCGUGCGCACCUCCAGGCGCAGGUCACUCCCUGGUCCGUCUCAGCAGCCCUCGAUACAAGUUCAACUUUAUCGCUGAUGUUGUGGAGAAAAUCGCGCCUGCUGUCGUCCACAUUGAGCUGUUUGUGAGACAUCCUCUGUUUGGUCGCCACGUGCGCGUCUCCAGCGGCUCUGGUUUCAUUGUGACGCACACAGGUGUGAUUGUGACCAACGCUCAUGUGGUCACCACGGCCGGCACGGUUACCGGGAGGCUGCAGCUGCGGGUUCAGCUCCACGACGGCGAUGCAUACGAAGCCGUGGUCAGAGAUGUGGACAAGAAGGCGGACAUUGCCACCAUCAAGAUCAGUUCACAGAAGAAGCUUCAUGUUCUGUCUUUGGGUCGCUCAGCUGAUCUGAGACCAGGGGAGUUUGUGGUUGCCAUCGGCAGCCCGUUUGCUCUACAGAACACCGUCACAACGGGCAUCGUCAGCACGACGCAGAGAGACGGAAAGGAGCUGGGCAUCAGGGACUCGGACAUGGACUACAUCCAGACGGACGCCAUCAUCAAUUACGGCAAUUCUGGAGGACCUCUUGUUAACCUGGAUGGUGAGGUCAUAGGCAUCAACACUCUGAAGGUAACAGCAGGGAUCUCCUUCGCUAUUCCUGCAGACAGGAUCAGCCGCUUCCUCGCAGAUUCCCAGGACAAACACAGCAAAGAAAAGGCCAAACUGCAGAGAACACAUGCGGAAGAUCAACAGUCUGAUGCAGAGACGUCACCAGUGAAGAAAUACUUUUUAGGUGUCAGGAUGAUCACAGUCACCAAAGUUUUGAUGUCAGAGCUGAAACAUCAGAACCCGGACCUUCCUGACAUCAGCGGUGGAGUUCUGGUGCAGCAGGUCGUACCCAACACUCCGGCAGAGAGGGGGGGGAUAAAAGCAGGAGAUGUUAUAGUGAAGCUGGACGGACAGCCAGUCCAGACGACUGAAGACAUCCAGAACAUGCUGCAGAGCGACCGGCCUCUUCUCCUCGAGAUUCGCCGAGGGAACGAUGACUUGCUGUUCAACGUCCAGCCUCAGCAGAGGAUGCUCUGAAGAAGUCGGCAGGUUUUAGAUGCACAGUGAUGAUUUGCAGAAAUCAAGACGUUUUUCCCAAAUGGCGCCAUCUAGAGGUGAGAAAUAUGUUGCAGCUGAAGCCUCUCUCCUUACUUCCGUGAUCAUGGCUGGAAGCAGCGUCUCGACAAGACUUACUUGUUCGUAAGAAAUGUCACCAACUCACCCUACGAGGGACGUCUGUACGUAGGCGGACGUCUAACGCUAUUGGCUAACGCACAACAACGAUCGAUCCACAUAAUAUGGAGCUCUUCGGGACGGGGGACGAGCUUAGUGGGGAAAAAGUGUUUAUUUCCUACGUUAUAUCCCAGUACAGGGUAAGACUCACUUCCAUAAGAAAUCAGACAAAGUUCCUGAAAGGGGGAAACUCCAGAUUGUAGAAAACUCUACCGAGUUGAGUCCGCUGCAGCGCGAGCUGAAGGCGCUUCAGAAUAAAAGCUUCUUAAAGAGG